AUGGAGGAAUUCUCCAAAUUGUUUGUGGGUUCUAUUUUUUUAACAUCUAGCACAUUAUCUCCAAUGGAUUCAUUUGCUCAGGAAUUGAAACUAGACUUUCCAGUGAGGUUGGAGAACCCUCAUGUUAUAAAAUUUAGUCAGAUAUGGGCUGGAGUUGUACCAGUUGGUCCAUCGGGCUACCCUUUCAAUUCCUCUUACAGGAGUCGUGAUACUCUUGAAUACAAGCAAGAGCUUGGUAAUGCUAUAGAUAAGCAGUCUGAGCGCGUGAUUUCAAGGUUUGAUUUCAAUGUUUCAGUCAAUUUUGCUCGAAUUGUUCUUGAUGGGCUGCUUGUAUUCUUUCCAUCUUACUACCUUUUGGACCAAUGCAUUGGGUGCUGGAAGAAAAUGAGUCAUGCAAAUUCAACAACAUUAUGGGAAAGAAUCUGCAGGCAUAAGAAACCUGUUGUAGAACCUAGACAAUCUUUUUUGUUUUCUGAGUCAAUUGAGGAUUACAUGGCUAAGCUGAAGGACUCCUCAACUUCUGGUGCAAUAUUUUUUGAUGUGUGUCGUGGUAAGGUAAGUGAAGGAUUAGAUUUUGCUGAUCACGUUGGAAGAGCUGUAAUCGUCACUGGUAUGCCAUUUGCCACAAUGACAGAUCAUAAGGUUUGAUAUCCUGUUUUCCUCCAAAGUCUUUUGGUACUUGCAUAUAAUGUGUGUCAUCGGAAGUUGAGUUCUUGUUUAUUUUUGCUUUAAAAGUUGCAGUUGGAACUUUAAUUGGUUUAGGCAAU
Molecule: messenger RNA, 767 nt
Organism: Humulus lupulus (European hop)
Lineage: Eukaryota; Viridiplantae; Streptophyta; Magnoliopsida; Rosales; Cannabaceae
Product: regulator of telomere elongation helicase 1 homolog
Exons: 7
Coding region: 1-648 (215 amino acids)
Biological process (GO): regulation of double-strand break repair via homologous recombination; telomeric loop disassembly; negative regulation of DNA recombination
Cellular component (GO): nucleus
Molecular function (GO): ATP binding; nucleic acid binding; hydrolase activity, acting on acid anhydrides, in phosphorus-containing anhydrides
Source: RefSeq, a predicted model, not a curated record